AUCAAAUUCAUUUUCCAAUUAUAACAUUAUUAAGUACUAUUACUAUACCAUUUGCAAGCCAUGGGAUUCUUGAAAAUCCUUCUUGUUUUCAUCUUUUGCUCUUUCCCAUGGCCUACUAUUCAGAGUAAUCUCGAGACUUAUCUAGUCCAUGUUGAAUCCCCCGAAAGCCUAAUUUCUACUCAAUCAUCGUUAACGGAUUUAGAUAGCUAUUACCUUUCUUUUUUGCCUAAAACUACUACCGCAAUCAGCUCUAGCGGAAAUGAAGAGGCUGCUACAAUGAUCUAUUCUUAUCACAAUGUGAUGACAGGGUUUGCAGCAAGAUUAACUGCAGAACAAGUGAAGGAAAUGGAGAAGAUACACGGCUUUGUCUCCGCUCAGAAACAGAGGACUUUGUCCUUGGAUACUACUCAUACUUCAAGCUUUCUUGGUUUGCAGCAGAACAUGGGUGUAUGGAAGGAUUCCAACUAUGGAAAAGGCGUGAUUAUCGGAGUUAUAGACACUGGAAUUCUUCCUGAUCAUCCUUCGUUUAGUGACGUUGGGAUGCCUCCUCCGCCUGCUAAGUGGAAAGGAGUUUGUGAGUCCAAUUUCACAAACAAGUGUAACAACAAGCUCAUUGGAGCCAGGUCUUACCAACUUGGCCAUGGUUCCCCGAUAGACGAUGAUGGACAUGGUACACACACAGCAAGCACAGCAGCUGGAGCGUUUGUGAAUGGUGCCAAUGUAUUUGGUAAUGCUAAUGGCACUGCUGCUGGUGUUGCCCCUUUUGCCCACAUAGCGGUAUAUAAGGUAUGUAAUUCUGAUGGUUGUGCUGACACUGAUGUCUUAGCUGCUAUGGAUGCAGCUAUAGAUGAUGGCGUAGAUAUCCUUUCUAUAUCUCUUGGUGGAGGUGGUUCGAGUGAUUUCUAUAGUAAUCCUAUUGCUCUUGGGGCAUAUAGUGCAACAGAAAGAGGUAUUCUUGUAAGUUGCUCUGCCGGCAAUAAUGGUCCUUCUACUGGCUCAGUAGGAAAUGAAGCCCCGUGGAUUCUUACAGUAGGCGCUAGCACUCAAGAUAGAAAGCUAAAAGCUACUGUUAAGCUUGGAAAUGGAGAGGAAUUUGAAGGAGAAUCUGCUUAUCGUCCAAAGAUUUCCAACUCAACAUUCUUCGCUCUAUUUGAUGCUGGAAAAAAUGCAAGUGACGAAUUUGAAACACCUUAUUGCAGAUCAGGGUCACUUACUGAUCCCGUUAUAAGAGGAAAGAUAGUCAUAUGUUUGGCAGGUGGUGGAGUUCCGAGGGUUGAUAAAGGGCAAGCUGUAAAGGAUGCUGGAGGUGUUGGCAUGAUUAUAAUCAACCAGCAGCGUUCUGGUGUCACUAAAUCAGCCGAUGCUCAUGUGCUUCCAGCAUUGGAUAUUUCUGAUGCAGAUGGAACAAAAAUCCUUGCUUAUAUGAACUCAACAUCGAACCCUGUUGCUACAAUCACGUUCCAAGGAACGAUAAUUGGAGAUAAAAAUGCUCCCAUAGUAGCUGCAUUUUCGUCUCGCGGACCAAGUGGAGCUAGUAUUGGCAUCUUGAAACCUGACAUAAUCGGUCCUGGUGUUAAUAUCCUUGCUGCUUGGCCUACCUCUGUGGAUGAUAACAAAAACACCAAAUCCACAUUCAAUAUCAUAUCAGGCACAUCAAUGUCUUGCCCUCACCUUAGUGGCGUAGCUGCUCUGCUGAAGAGCACACAUCCUGAUUGGUCUCCUGCUGCUAUUAAGUCUGCAAUGAUGACAACAGCUGACACAUUAAACCUAGCCAACAGUCCAAUACUAGACGAAAGGCUCCUUCCUGCUGACAUUUAUGCAAUCGGUGCAGGACAUGUUAAUCCAUCGAGGGCAAAUGAUCCAGGACUAGUUUAUGAUACACCAUUCGAGGACUAUGUACCUUAUUUAUGUGGUUUGAACUACACAAAUCGGCAGGUAGGUAACCUGUUACAACGCAAGGUGAAUUGCUCGGAGGUGAAAAGUAUUCUUGAAGCACAAUUAAACUAUCCUUCGUUUUCCAUAUACGACCUUGGAUCAACUCCUCAGACAUAUACCAGAACUGUGACCAAUGUUGGUGAUGCUAAAUCAUCUUACAAAGUGGAGGUAGCUUCACCAGAAGGCGUUGCCAUCGAAGUUGAACCCUCCGAGCUAAAUUUCUCCGAGUUGAACCAGAAGUUGACAUACCAAGUGACAUUUUCCAAGACAGCUAAUAGCUCAAACACUGAGGUUAUUGAGGGAUUCUUGAAGUGGACUUCUAAUAGGCACUCAGUGAGAAGUCCAAUUGCACUUUUGUUGAUCCAAUGAAAAUUUGGCUAUAUAACUGCAUAAAGUACUCAAACAUUUGAUUAUAGUGAAAGUUCUGUUUCUUUCCACUAUAUGCUUCUUCUUUUUUUUUUAAACUACAGUACUAUAUUGAUAAUUAUUUGGUCUUUAAUAUUAAAUACUGCUUCAAUGUUUGUUCACACC
Molecule: messenger RNA, 2466 nt
Organism: Solanum lycopersicum (tomato)
Lineage: Eukaryota; Viridiplantae; Streptophyta; Magnoliopsida; Solanales; Solanaceae
Gene: P69A
Product: subtilisin-like endoprotease
Biological process (GO): proteolysis
Molecular function (GO): serine-type endopeptidase activity
Source: RefSeq, marked validated